This is a messenger RNA of Penicillium angulare, 4083 nucleotides long. RefSeq names its product putative xanthine dehydrogenase HxA. Gene Ontology annotation, molecular function: iron ion binding; FAD binding; xanthine dehydrogenase activity. Bases 1 to 4083 code for a protein of 1360 amino acids. The transcript is spliced from 4 exons. NCBI's taxonomy places the organism in Eukaryota, Fungi, Ascomycota, Eurotiomycetes, Eurotiales, Aspergillaceae. The record is from RefSeq and is a predicted model, not a curated record.
AUGGCGCCCGGCAUCUUAGAAACAGAUUCUGGAGAGGUGGCGAUCGAGAAGGUCACCUCGCUGGCUGAGUUGACCGAGGAAUGGGACGAUACUCUUCGGUUUUAUCUCAACGGGACCAAGGUCGCUGUCGAUGAUGUCAACCCAGAAGUCACCCUGUUGGAAUACCUCCGCGGGGUUGGGUUGACGGGAACAAAGCUUGGCUGUGCCGAGGGAGGUUGUGGAGCGUGCACUGUGGUAGUAUCGCAUAUCAACCCCACUACAAAGAAGAUUUAUCAUGCGUCCGUCAACGCCUGUAUCGCCCCGCUGGUCAGCAUCGACGGAAAACACGUUAUCACCAUUGAAGGAAUUGGAAAUGUGAAUAAUCCACAUGCAGUACAGCAGCGACUGGCUGUCGCCAACGGCAGCCAGUGUGGAUUUUGCACUCCUGGAAUUAUCAUGAGUCUAUAUGCUUUACUUCGCAAUGACCCCGUCCCCGAUGAACAUGCCGUCGAGGAGGCUUUUGAUGGCAAUCUGUGCCGUUGCACUGGCUACAGGCCCAUCCUUGACGCCGCCCAGAGCUUCAACUCGCGCAAUAACUGCGGUAAAGCAAACGCCAAUGGAGGCUCUGGCUGCUGUAUGGAAAAGAAUGGCGGCGGUGGCGGGGGAUGUUGCAAGGGAUCAUCUGCAGCUAUCGACGAUGGAAAACCGGAACCCAAAUUCCCAGCUCCCGACUUCAAGGCUUAUAACCCUGAUACUGAGCUGAUCUUCCCAGCCUCGCUGCGAAAGCACGAGUUCAGGCCGUUAGUAUUCGGCAAUAAGAGAAAGAAGUGGUACAGACCAGUAACAGUUGAACAACUCUUACAGAUAAAGAGUGUUCACCCUGACUCGAAAUUAAUUGGCGGAAGUACAGAGACGCAGAUUGAGAUUAAGUUCAAGGCUAUGCGCUAUGCUGCUUCCGUUUACGUGGGCGAUAUUCCUGAGCUGAGGCUAUACCAGUUCCACGAUGAUUACCUUGAAAUUGGUGCCAAUAUAUCUUUGACUGAUUUGGAAACUGUUUGCGAGGAGGCUGUGAAGCGUUAUGGACCUGUUCGCGGCCAGCCUUUCAAAGCUAUCAAAAAGCAGCUGCACUAUUUUGCUGGACGACAGAUCCGAAAUGUUGCAUCUCCAGCUGGCAAUCUGGCAACUGCAUCGCCCAUUGCAGAUUUGAACCCGUGUUUGGUUGCAACAAACUCUACCCUUAUUGCGAAAUCUCUCUCGGGAGAUAAGGAGAUUCCCAUGACGGAAUUCUUCCAGGGAUACCGCAAAACCGCUUUGCCCCAGGAUGCCAUCAUCGCUGGCCUUCGAAUUCCCGCUGCUGCUCCCAGGGGCGAAUUCUUCCGUGCUUACAAGCAGUCGAAGCGCAAGGAUGACGAUAUUGCUAUUGUAACAUCCGCACAGCGUGUUACAUUAUCUGAAAGCAACGAUGUCACUAGCUGUAAUCUCAUCUUUGGUGGUAUGGCAGCCAUGACUGUUCCUGCAAAGAAGGCAGAAGCUGCUUUGCUUGGCAAGAAGUUCACCAACCCCGCAACCCUAGAAGCAGUGAUGAGAGCCUUGGAAGAAGACUUCGAUCUUCCCUUUGGAGUGCCUGGCGGUAUGGCAACUUACCGCAAGUCUUUGGCCUUGGGAUUCUUCUACCGAUUCUACAAUGACGUCCUGUCAAGCCUCGAAGUGAAGUCAUCUGAUGUAGACCCGGAUGUCAUCGCUGAAAUUGAGAGAGCCAUCUCUUCAGGAGAGAAGGAUCAUGAGGCGUCCGUCAAGUACCAGCAAAAGAUUCUCGGUCAGGCCACCCCUCAUAUCUCUGCACUCAAGCAAGCUACCGGUGAAGCGCAGUACACCGACGACAUCCCCGUUCAGAUGAACGAAUUGUUCGGCUGUAUGGUUUUAUCUACUAAGGCCCACGCUAAGAUUCUCAGCGUCGAUCCUUCAGCUGCAUUGGACAUUCCUGGCGUGGUCGAUUAUGUUGACCACACAGACUUGCCCAACGCUGCAGCAAAUUGGUGGGGAGCGCCUGUAUGCGAUGAACAGUUCUUUGCUGUCGACGAGGUUCAUACCGCUGGACAGCCCAUUGGUGUUAUUCUCGCUAAAUCUGCCAAGAUUGCAGAAGAGGGCAUGCGUGCUGUCAAAGUCGAGUAUGAGGAUUUGCCUGUCAUUCUUACUAUCGAGGAGGCUAUUGAAGCUGAGUCAUUCUUCGAGCAUUAUCGUUUCAUCAAGAACGGUGACGUCGAUGAAGCCUUCAAGAACGCCGAUCAUGUUUUUGAAGGCGUUUCGCGAAUGGGUGGACAAGAGCAUUUCUAUUUGGAAACACAAGCAUGUCUCGCCAUUUGGAAGCCCGAGGACGGUGAAAUGGAGGUCUGGAGUGGUACUCAGAACCCAACUGAGACACAAGCCUACGUUGCCCAGGUCACGGGAGUCGCAGCAAACAAGAUUGUAUCCCGCGUCAAGCGCCUUGGUGGUGGCUUCGGCGGCAAGGAGACUCGCUCCGUCCAGCUGGCUGGUAUCUGCGCUACUGCAGCUGCAAAGCUGAAACGACCGGUUCGCUGCAUGCUUAAUCGUGAUGAGGAUAUCAUCACCUCAGGCCAACGUCACCCAUUUAUGUGUAAAUGGAAGGUUGGCGUUAGCAAGGAAGGAAAGAUCUUGGCACUUGAUGCCGAUGUGUACGCCAACGGUGGUCAUACCCAAGAUUUGUCCGGUGCUGUCGUCGAGCGAAGUUUGUCACAUAUCGACGGCGUGUACAAGAUUCCCAAUAUCUUCGUGCGCGGUCGCAUCUGCAAGACAAACACUGUUUCCAAUACUGCGUUCCGUGGCUUCGGUGGACCACAAGGUCUCUUCUUCGCGGAGUGUUAUAUCUCGGAGAUUGCGGACCAUCUCAAUAUCCCAGCAGAGGACAUGCGUGCUAUGAACAUUUACAAGCCUGGCGAAACCACCCACUUCAACCAGGAGCUCAAAGACUGGUAUGUACCUUUGAUGUACAACCAGGUUCUAGAAGAGAGCAACUACAACGAACGACGAAAAGCCGUUGAAGAAUACAAUAAGCAGCAUAAAUGGUCUAAGCGUGGAAUGGCCAUCGUGCCGACGAAAUUCGGUAUCUCUUUCACAGCUUUGUUCCUGAACCAAGCAGGUGCCUUGGUACACAUCUACCACGACGGAAGUGUACUCGUGGCUCAUGGCGGCGUUGAAAUGGGACAAGGUCUUCAUACGAAGAUGACCAUGAUCGCUGCCGAGGCUCUCCAGGUACCUCAGGAUAAUGUCUACAUCACAGAGACUGCCACCAACACUGUCCCCAACACAUCUUCUACUGCUGCCUCGGCUAGUUCCGAUCUGAACGGCUAUGCUAUCUUCAAUGCCUGCGAACAGCUUAACGAACGUCUUAAACCGUAUCGCGAGAAGAUGCCCAACGCCACAAUGAAAGAACUCGCCCAUACAGCCUACUUCGACCGAGUCAAUCUCUCUGCACAGGGAUACUACCGCACCCCUGACAUUGGCUACACCUGGGGAUCCAACUCUGGACAGAUGUUCUUCUACUUUACACAAGGCGUGACGGCCUGUGAGGUCGAGAUUGAUACCUUGACUGGUGACUGGACACCACUUCGUGCAGACAUCAAAAUGGACGUGGGUCGUACCAUCAACCCGUCCAUUGACUACGGUCAAAUCGAAGGUGCCUACGUCCAAGGUCAAGGAUUAUUCACAACAGAAGAGAGUCUCUGGCACCGUGCAUCAGGACAGAUCUUCACCCGCGGACCGGGUAACUACAAGAUCCCAGGAUUCCGUGAUAUUCCCCAGGUUUUCAACGUCAGUCUACUUAAAGAUGUUGAAUGGGAGAAUCUUCGCACAAUUGCGCGCUCGCGUGGUAUUGGAGAGCCACCUUUGUUCAUGGGCAGCGCUGCUUUCUUUGCUAUUCGUGACGCAUUGAAGUACGCCCGUAAACAGUGGGGCGUUGAUGAGGUCCUCAGCUUGCGGAGCCCAGCAACGCCCGAGCGUAUCCGAAUCAGCUGCGCUGAUCCCAUUGUCGAACGGGCACGGGUUCAGCCAAAGGAAGGCGAGAAGCCCUUCUUUGUUGAGAUUUAA